CAGCGAUGAAGAUGAAGAAGGCCAGGACCAGCAGAAACAAGGGCCGUAGUAAUUGGUAACUUACUUCUACGGCAGAAUAUUACACGAUCAUCUAAUAUUAUCUUCACCGAAUUUUUAUUUUUUCUUCAACAUCGACAUCGACUCAACACGAGGACCUCCUGUAGAACUUUGGUCACUUUAUUCGUAAGGGGACCCAGAGUUCUUAUCUUGAGUUCUACUUUCUACUACAGUUCUUGCUGAAAAAGUUGUUCUUCAACAAACAGCAAACAAGAUGCCGGCAGGCGGAUACAGCGUCCAGCCUCGUCUGGACUACCAGACGAUCGUUGGUGUCGAGGGUCCCCUCGUCAUCAUGGACAAUGUCAAGUUCCCAACAUUCGGUACAACUCUUUAACGAUGUAGAAGUAGACUUGUUCUCUACAACAACUUCAUCAAAUGUUUAUUCAACGAAAAUAAAUUGUAAUUGAACUACCUCUAUGUUGAUCGCUAUAAUCCGCCAAAUAAACCAGGUGAGAUCGUCAACGUCUGCCUUGCGGAUGGCAGAGUUCGACAGGGACAGAUUUUGGAAGUCAACAAAAAGAAAGCGAUCGUUCAGGUCUUUGAGGGAACCUCUGGCGUCGAUGUGAAGAACACCCACAUCGAAUUCACUGGAGAUGUCCUCAAGAUGCCGAUCUCCGAUGAUUUGAUGUUAUGUUGAGGUUGUAGUUUUGACAUAAUCAUGGUAAGAUUUCACCUCUGCUUAUCCCGUCAAACAAUAGUGAUAACGAUAAGAUAUUAAAGAGAUUUCAACAUCCGCCACUUCCAUAAUGAAUCUUCACGACCAUCAGUAUCAUCAUCAUCAUCAUCAUCAUCCUUAAACUCCUUUUUCCCCCUCUAAGCACAGGCCGCGCAUUUAACGGUAGCGGUAAGCCGAUUGACAAGGGACCCCCAGUGUUGGCAGAGGAGUUUUUGAGUAUCCAGGGUAACCCGAUGAACCCGAAGGCACGGGUCUACCCGAAGGAGAUGAUUGAGACCGGUGUCUCAACAAUCGAUGUGAUGAACUCAUUGGUAAGAGAUACUGAUUGCAACAGUCAUGUAUUUCUGACUUGAAUCACACCAAACUAUAACUACCAAUAAUAUUAACUGAUAUUUAUUACGGUAAAAGAUGUUUACGCUCCUUCCCACUACAACUAAAAUCAACUAAGUACCAAGAACAAGAAGCAAGGAUUCGUAACAAACUUUUGUGCUCGUGUCUCACUACCUAUAUCUUCUCCUAGGUCCGAGGUCAGAAGUUGCCUCUUUUCUCUGCCGCUGGUUUGCCGCACAACGAAAUUGCGGCCCAGAUCUGUAGGCAAGCGGGCUUGGUGAAAGGAAAGGACGUGAUGGAUCAUAGUGUAGACAACUUUUCUAUCGUUUUCGCGGCAAUGGGUGUGAAUUUAAGGGUUGAAAUAUUUCAUUUUUGCACGCUUUUCUCCCUUGAGUUUGCAGUUCUUCAAAAAUGAAAUGUUUCAACCUUUAAUGAAUAUGGAGACGGCGCGAUUUUUCCGCAACGAUUUCGAGCAAAACGGAAGUAUGGAGAACGUUGUGUUGUUCUUGAACUUGGCAAACGAUCCAACAAUUGAACGAAUCGUCACGCCAAGGUACUAUACAGCUUAGUUCAAACGAUCCAACAAUUAAAUCGAACCAAUUGUCACGCCAAAAGCCUCGGACCUGACACACAAUCAGCACCACCAACACCACCUCAGAUUGGCCCUGACGACUGCCGAGUAUUUCGCUUACACGAGAGAAAUGCACGUGUUGUCAAUUAUGACUGAUGUGUCUUCAUACGCCGACGCCUUGCGAGAGAUCUCAGCGGCCCGUGAGGAGGUUCCCGGUCGUCGUGGUUACCCAGGUUACAUGUACACAGAUUUAGCACAGCUCUACGAACGAGCAGGCCGAGUCGAGGGAAAGAACGGAAGUACUUCUUAAAUCUAUCAUUUAUUGUAGCUAGAGUAGUUACUAGUAACUCCUACAACCUUGUUGGUCGUCAGCAUCCUGAAUAAUUUACAUCGUUACACUCAUACUCAUUCAAUCCAACGGCGACAUUAUGGUCACUAUCCCAACAUCCUAAUCGCCGCAACCCACACCUAAAAUGAAAGGUAUCACGCAGCUCCCCAUUCUCACUAUGCCGAACGACGAUAUUACCCACCCGAUUCCGGAUUUGACCGGGUACAUCACGGAGGGACAGGUCUUCGUCGACCGUGGCCUCCAUAACAGACAGAUUUAUCCUCCGAUCAACGUGCUACCAAGUUUGUCGCGAUUAAUGAAGAGCGGUAUCGGAAAGGGUAUGACCCGAGUGGAUCAUGCUAACGUCUCCGAUCAGUUGUACGCAAACUACGCGAUUGGACAGGUACUGAGGAAGAAUUACUGGAGUAGAAUUAGUGGAGGAAUAGUUUCUCGCUAAACCUGAAACUUAAUAGAAUCCUUCAUGCAAGAGCAAGAACUUCCAUCUUGCUCUCCAUCCAAGAACUUCAUAUACUACUACAUCAUCUUCAUCAACACCCUUGCUCGUCCUCCUUGUUACUCUCCGACCCCACGACCCUCCCCGACACCCUCCCCGACACCGACUAUUAUCAUCAUAGGAUACGCGUGCCAUCAAGGCGGUUGUCGGUGAGGAGGCCUUGAACGACGAGGAUCACCUCUACCUCGAAUUUAUCGACAAAUUUGAGGAGCGCUUUGUGCAACAGGGACCAUAUGAGAAGCGUGACGUCUUCAACUCCUUGGAUCUGGCAUGGGAGUUGCUCCGGAUCUUCCCGGAAGAUAUGCUCAAGAAGCUGCCAAAGAAGAUCAAGGACGAAUUCUACUCGCGUGACCGUGAAAUCGCGAAGGCAGCUAAGGCAUAAGUAGUUAUUGGGUUUUCCUGUCUUCACGUUAACUUGUUCUUAGUACUAGUUGUAGAAAAAGUGUGACUCUAGUACUUAGUUUGUUGAUGUAGUCGUAUUUUUUAAAGGUGAAACGUUUGCGUCAACGUAAUUUGGAUGAAUGAAGGUGAUCCAGACAAUACUUUAGGUAGAGGCCAUUGCGACUAUAGUGGAGUCUUAGUCGCAGGCAGAUUCUUCAUGAAGAACGCGAAUCUAAUUAAUAGAGAUGUUGAAGAAAUAAUUUACGUUGUGGAUUAGCAUUAGCUAGCACUCUCAAGGUGCAAUGUGAAGUAUCACGACUACUCUACUAGGUAGCGCAACACAUGAUCAGGGGUCUUCUUCAUACCGCAGAAAGAGUCUACUAGUACAACUCUUAUACCCUGUUCUUCUUGACAAAAGAGUCUGACGAGUCUAGUAGUGAUCUAUCGCCGUAAAGACAAAGAGGCUCACGUCGGCUAAGUUUAGAAAAACCUUUCUACGGAGUCUAUUGCGGCUCACGAACAUAUCGUACACAUCCACGCUUACCUAUGAGAAGCUUAUCAGAUAACUACAGCCACUUACAUCAAUUCUUAUACGAUCCCCAGAAAGUAACUAAACAGUCUUGCAACAGGACACGACAUAAAAGGUCGAAAGUUUAAUGGUGCAAGGUCAGAUCUCGGGACUCGUUUUUGCGACGGGUUCUGCGAGCUGACUUUUGACGGGAAGAACAAGGACAAUCUGCUCUUCACCAAUAUUUCUUGAGAUUUCUUCAGCCGGAGCGAGUUGACGGACGAGCCUGCUAU
Molecule: messenger RNA, 3658 nt
Organism: Amoebophrya sp. A25
Lineage: Eukaryota; Dinophyceae; Syndiniales; Amoebophryaceae
Source: the annotation of a GenBank genome assembly